Molecule: messenger RNA, 451 nt
Organism: Aedes aegypti (yellow fever mosquito)
Lineage: Eukaryota; Metazoa; Arthropoda; Insecta; Diptera; Culicidae
Exons: 3
Coding region: 74-412 (112 amino acids)
Source: RefSeq, a predicted model, not a curated record
GCAUCAAUUUACACUUAGUUCUAGUGGAGCCUGCGCGAAAGUCACGACGCGACGUUUCGUCAAAUAGCACACGAUGAAGGCAUUUGCAGUGAGUUUAGCUUUGUGCUGCUUGAUCGCAGUAGCAUUUGCCGGUCAGAGCAUUUUACUCAAUGCGACUCACCCAGAUCACCCUGGGAAGUGCUACGAUCCAACAUCGAAAUUGGUGCUCGAUCCCGAUGAAGAGAAAUCCAUUCCUGGUGCUUGCACCGAGGCAUACUGUUCCAGAGAUUAUUCUUUGACCUUUACGAGCUGUGUACUGUCGAUAGUGGCUGACCCAAACUGCGAAAAAAUCAAGCAAGAUCUUACCAAGGAUUACCCGGAGUGUUGUCACAAAUAUAAAUGUGUACACGAUGGAAAAGUGAGUUAUCAUUAACUGAUUCAUUUUGAAUAAAACAAAAAUCAAUCGAAAAAA